Molecule: messenger RNA, 2879 nt
Organism: Diaporthe batatas
Lineage: Eukaryota; Fungi; Ascomycota; Sordariomycetes; Diaporthales; Diaporthaceae
Exons: 4
Coding region: 961-2286 (441 amino acids)
Biological process (GO): regulation of DNA-templated transcription
Molecular function (GO): DNA binding
Source: RefSeq, a predicted model, not a curated record
CGCAUGUCUGGGCUUUUUCAGGCUUAGUCCCUCCAGUCAACGGCACCUCUGCACCUCUCCACACACCCAGCAUCUCGACGUGCUGGGAUCAUACAUGGCCAUCUUCAACACCUUAUUACUCUACGCAGUACCUUGCUCUUAAAUUGUUUCCCUCCUCCCAUUGUUUAAUCCUCCCGUCCGGUACCUGGCGCCUGCCUCACCCUCCCACCACCCCUUCCUCUCCCACCCCCACAGCAUCCCCUACCUCCUUGUGACAAGGACAAGAACGAGAGCAAGACCCGAGGGGUACAACAUACAACAUACAUACACAGUACCGUCCUGGUGCCGUACAAUAUACAAUAUACAUCAGGCCCAGAGCUAAGCACCUGUCAGUUUCACAGUGUGCUGGUCCUGCUGCUCGUUGAAGAUUCAUCUCAGCUUCCGACACCUGCGACUCCCACACCCCAGCCCGCCCAUCCGCCCACCCCAGUCCACUUCCCGCGACUCUCAGCUAUUACCCCUUUAGGCACAACCCUCCUGUGCGUUCGUCCGUUACAUUGGCGCCUUCGACCGACUCUUGUACUCCGUACACUCGUCCCUUAUUAGUACCUUACUCACGAGUUCAUGACGCUACGGCACUUGGUGUCCUACAAAAGGAUUCAUAUCUGCCUCCCGUCCCACCCUGCCUGUUACUGGUCAUAUUCUUCUAUUUACAAUUCACCCUCUCUCCCCACCCACACCUGACCAUUCGAGAGAAACAUUGUCGACCUGGACUGCGUCUUACCCUCUCUCUCACUCACCACCCUGCAAUCUCGCUCAAACUCACCAACCAACCAUCCAACCACCCGGCCGUCUAUUCCAGUCUUCUCGGAACCACCAUCACACCACCUUGGAGCCUCCUGUUCUGCAGCCCAAACUCGUGAUCUGAUCCGGGCUUGUCUGAGCCGCUGAGCACAUCCCAAGGGCCAACGCCAGCAGGUUAUGGAAUAUAGUCCUCCGGGGACUGCAAAAAAAGAUUCUAGUCAACGCCAAACCGAGCAGCUUCCCACAAUGUCGAUGAUCGCCAUGGUCACCCCCACUCCCCACGCACCCUUUAGGCGGGACUACUGGGACGAGGGCCGGUCCACAGAGUACUCCUCCUCCAGGCCAAGGUCUGAUGCCGACAGGGUCGCUCUCCCAUCCAUUCGACAGGCCUUCCCCGAGCUGCAACUCCAGAUCAGACCGCAGGACGCCUCAGGGAGGACGCCAUCAUCAGCCACCUCUCCAACUGGACCUGCAACAGGAGUGAUGACACCGCCAGAAUAUGUGCACUCGCCCAGCUCGAACAAGCGGAGGCGCCUGUCGAUCGACGAUGAGAGGGAGGAGCGUGCCAGUCGGGUACCCAGGCUCUACAACAGCCCCCCACGAGCAGCAGAGAGGCCAGUAUUCCGACAAGCCUCCCCACCACCAGCACCCGUCUCCAGGGCACAUGCCGAGCACUGGGCCCCAUCGAGUUCCAGGACGAGCCCUUACGUACCCAGUUAUGGUCUCCCAGCAAUGCGAGCAUCACCGGUGGCGAUGGAACACGUUGAGCGUCCCGAGCCCCGGCCAACUCUGCCGAGUUUCCCACCCCCGAUGAACCUGGAGCGUGGUUCUGCCCCAUUGCCACGAGUUCGUGGUCACUCUAGCGAUGAUUACCUUCAGGAGGCUCCGAGACAGGUCAUGAUGCACCCAGCCGACUCAAGGAUGGAGUACCGACAGAGCCCUUACGCAUACGGUUACCACCACCCCUCACGCAUGCAGUCACUCUCCAUGGGCGCGAUCCACCCACUAGACAGGACACCCUUCUCAGCAGUCGGCUACGGUCCUCACUACCAAGAGUACAUGCGCUUUGGCGAGCUGGGAAUGGGCAUGAGCGGAGAUAACAAGCAGCGGAAGCGGAGGGGUAACCUGCCAAAGGAGACGACAGACAAGUUGAGGAACUGGUUUGUCGGUCAUCUACACCACCCAUACCCGACCGAGGAUGAGAAGCAGGAGUUGAUGCGCCAGACUGGCCUACAAAUGAACCAAAUCUCAAACUGGUUCAUCAACGCCCGCCGCAGGCAGCUGCCGGCGAUGAUCAACAACGCCCGUGCCGAGUCCGAUGCCAUGUCCUCGGGGCGCAGCCAAGACGGCAAGGUCCUUCCUUCGACCGAGCGUGGCGACUACGACGUUGAUGGCAAGCACCGAAAUAGCCCUACCAUCAGCGAUGGCGGCGACAGCGCCUUUGACGAUGAGCUCGACGCUCGCAGGCAACCACCACACCUGAAGCGUGGCGGAAGCUACUAGGUCCAUCACGCAGUUUUCAGAUCCGAACGAUUAUGUACUACCACGCAUGAUCUUGAUUUGGGAUUCUAUUCACUUCGAUUCACUUCGAAUCUUUGUAUGCGGCAUUGUACAUAUUAUCGACCACAUCGUCCAUAUACGGUGGCAAAGACGUAAUGAUAUUUACCAACCGGGGGGGGGGGCACUUUACUUGAUUUCCCGGUUUCCUCACGGCAUGGGAGGUACAACGACACCUGGGGAUACGUUGGGAUGGGCAACAUGGGGUGGGGCCUCGGACAUCAGGCGGUCAAAUCUGGAGUACAUUGUUUCUAGGGUUUAUUUCUGGGUGGGAGGAGGAGUGGUUUCUGCAAUAGACAGAAUCUGGGGGCAUCUGUACAAAUCAUCACGCGGAAUCAGAGGGUUCUUCGGAUUAGAGAAGACACCUCUGGCAUCACUUUGGCUCAGGAGUAUCGCAUGGUCGGGGAUUAUCCUUUCAGGGCUCUUGUCUCCAUCAGCAUUUUACAGGACAGGACAGGCAUAGUUGGAGCAGCAGAAUCACAAAAUUUCACAACAGUUAUGAACAAUAUUACCACUGCCACUAUACCAGUCUUACCGCU